Molecule: messenger RNA, 390 nt
Organism: Trypanosoma grayi
Lineage: Eukaryota; Euglenozoa; Kinetoplastea; Trypanosomatida; Trypanosomatidae
Product: surface protease GP63
Exons: 1
Biological process (GO): proteolysis; cell adhesion
Cellular component (GO): membrane; cytoplasm
Molecular function (GO): metalloendopeptidase activity
Source: RefSeq, a predicted model, not a curated record
AUGGGCUGGGGCAGUAACGCCGGCUGCGACCUGCUUCAAGAGAAGUGCCUGACGAACGGCACCACGAAAUACCCAGGCAUGUUCUGCAGCGAGGGGAGUUCUAAAUGUACAUCGGACCGCACGGGCCUUGGUGAUUGCUUUCUUCACGAAUACGACACCGCCCUUCCAGAAUGGUUUCAGUACUUCUCCAACCCAAAGGUUGGUUCAUAUGCUUUUACCCUCACGGACUACUGCCCUGUUGUGGAGGCGAUGUCUGUGUUGUGUGCUGACACCGAAGAGCAAUCAAUGGUCUGGAACGUCAUAAGCAGUGACUCGUGGUGCCUGGACGGUAACGAGCUUACUGUGAAUACGCCGUUGGGUGCAUCCCAGACAGGUGGUGUCUGUGCGGCU